AUGUUGCUAGAUGUCAUGGCGGGCCAAAAUCCCGCCGACAGCCAAUCUGGCCAAGAACUUGUUCCUAUAAGUGAGGGUACGGCUACUACCGCUGCAUCUCCACCAAAACCCAGCCCAGGUGUUGAUAACGGGAAGCAACAGGCCGAAAAUCCUGAUAUCCCUCCACCCAAAACAGAUAAACCUCGUCCUCAUGUUUGCACGACUUGCGGUAGAUGCUUUGCGCGUCUAGAGCACUUGAAGCGCCAUGAGAGGUCUCAUACCAAGGAAAAGCCUUUUGAAUGUCCAGAAUGCACAAGGUGUUUUGCACGGAGGGAUCUCCUUUUACGGCAUCAGCAGAAGCUUCAUAUGACUUCCACUCCUUCAUCGCGCCCGAAAAAUCCAAGGAGAGAGAGCACCAGCGGUGCUGGACCCAGUUCAACUCGGGUCCGCAAAAAUUCCAUUGCAAAUAGUGGAAAUAGUGGCGGUAGUAGUAGUAGUAUGAGACCCCGAGCCAAUACCAUUAGCCAUCUUGAUCGUUCAUCGCUCGGGAUCUUAGGGGUUGGAAACUCCAGUAGCUCGAGACCGCCUCAUCCUACCCACACAAACCACCCUAGCCUAAGUUCGAUACCAGGACUUCCAAACUACGAGUUCCGGGCACACCCUUCUGAGCCGCUCGUUAGCAACGGCUUGACCAAACUCGAUACUGGUAUUCCGAUGGACUUGUCAAGUGGUCUUCGCACGGCACCCGUUUUUGGUAGUUUCAAUGAAUCGCCUUUUGGCGACGUAAUGUUAAACCAGGGGAGUAAUAAUACCAUUAACCCCGCUCAAUUACACUUUGGGUCGCCUCACCCUUUUGGUACCGAUACCCCAACAUCGCCAUUUCACCCAGCAUUUUCAACCAUGGCAACAUCUCAGAGCUUGAUUGAUGAAGAUCUCAACCCCGAAUGGUUGCAUGGAUUUGAGAACAAUAUGACAUUCGCCAAUACGAAUGAAUCUGCUAUCGACGGUUCGUCUCCUUCAGCUAUGAGUACGGGAAGUCAAAGUGGGAUCAGCGAUGUUAUGUUUGAUGGAUCAAACAAAGUCGCGACCAGUUCCUCAGGGCCGUGGCCAAAUCCAUUGCUUGUCCAAACCCAAACACCGACCAAUCAGUUCAAUAUAGAACUCUCAUCGCCGUUCACGGAUAUGCAACCUGAAACAGUCUCACCCAAGUCAUUGGCAGUUGCACAGAACCAGUUUUCGGACCAAUCAUUUUCAACACCGCCGUCCAUGUCCUCGAUAGGGCAGUCCAGAUUGUCUGGGGUACCAAAUAACAUGUUCCAUCCCCCAAUGGUUACUGACGGAGAUAUAGGGGAUGCUACUACUACCACUGUUAGGCACAAUACCUUUAUGCCGGAUUCCACCUCACCAAUGUCGACAGAAACUUCUACCGAUUCUCCUCGUCAUUCCCUCUUAUCUAGUUUACAACAGCCCACUGCUAUCCCUAAUCGUCGAUUCUCUCAAUCCUCUCACAAUUGCCCAUUGUCGGGCUCUGGUGCCCUUCCCCGUCAACAUUCCUUCAGCAUUAACUCAUACACUUUGCCCAGUACGAUUGACCUCCAACGCUACAUUGCAGCAUAUGUCAAUUAUUUCCACCCGCACAUGCCAUUCCUUCACAUACCAACUUUGGAUUUUGAUGCUCCCGAGUACUCAAGUAGUCUGAAGAAUCCCAAUGGACUUGGAAAUUCCGGCUCAACCACUAUUGCGAAUGGAGGUGGAUGCUUGAUUUUAUCUAUGGCAGCCAUUGGUGCCCUUUAUGAAUUCGAAACGGCGACGUCUAAGGAACUCUUCGAGUCAGCGAAGAAAAUGAUUCAAGUGUACCUUGAACAGCGACGAAAAGCAGACGUGUCGGUCAACCUAAACAGAGCAAGUUCUCCACGCGACAAUUCCGUUCACAAUACUCCACUAUGGCUAGUUCAGACUAUGCUUUUGAAUGUUAUAUAUGGACAUAAUAGCGGUGACAAAACUUCAGCAGACAUUGCAAGUACUCAUUGUGCUGCUUUGGUUAGCUUAGCUAGAGCAGCGGAAUUGAUUCACUGCUUACCAGCCGAGAACCUCCCACAAGAUCAACUUGGAUAUAACCCCGGCGGGAAUGAUAUCCAUGUGGAUGGGAUGAAUUCACAGGCGUGGCAUGACCAUAGGGAAUGGAUGAAAUGGAAAAUAGUGGAAGAGCGAAAAAGGACUCUCUAUGCCAUUUUCACGUUGUCCAGCCUUUUAGUCUCUGCCUAUAACCAUGCCCCAGCACUUAUGAAUUCGGAAAUUCGAUUGGAUUUGCCCUGUGACGAACAGCUUUGGGCUGCGGAGUCUGCUCAGGCUUGGGCAUCAUCGGGGGGAGCUACGGCUCACCUCAGAGGAAUACCAUUCUCUAUAGCCCUGACUACACUUCUUACGGCCAGUCAUCGACGACAAUCGGGUUCACCAGCGCAGUCGCAUUUUACCACUGGCGCCACCGGUGAAGAUCUUCCGCAGAGUGAUUUGAAACCUAGUACAUUCGGUUGUUUAGUGCUGAUACACGCUUUGCACAACUAUAUCUGGGAAACUCGACAACGGCAUAUGGGCCGUCCAUGGACACCGCAAGAAACGGAAGCGAUGCAUGCACAUAUCGAACCUGCUCUUAGGGCUUGGCAAUCGGCAUGGAGCUCCAACCCUAGACAUAGUCUUGAACGACCAAAUCCUUACGGACUUGGGCCUCUGUCAGCGGAUAGCAUUCCUCUCUUGGAUCUCGCAUAUGUUAGAUUGUUCGUAAACUUGGGUCGUUCGAAAGAAGCUUUUUGGCAAAGAGACUGGAAUGGUAUGGCAGAUGAACUCGCACGAGGAGUGGAAAUCAUUCCACAUAUGAAAGAGUCUGCGUCAUCUAGUACUGACUACCCUUUCCCGGAUCAGCUUGCUGUGGGAAACCAACCCGCAGGCAGACGAGUUUCGAUUUCUGAGUAUGGUGUAGGCGAUCUGUCACUCAUUGGAAAUCCGAAUCAAGAGCACAGUAUGCAAAAUAAUCUUUCACAGCGGCAGAUUGCAGCAACGCGACGCGAACGACAUCUUCGAAAAGCAGCCUUCUACGCUGCAGAUUCUAUCUCGAUGUCGGACAAGCUGGGCAAUACAUACGCUGAGUUCACGUCGCGGGAACUUCCCAUCCAAAGCGCCAUGUGUGCUUUUGAUUGUGCCCAAGUCUUGGCUGAAUGGGUCACUACAAUUCAGGAGCGGGUUGGUCCAUAUCUAGGAAUCCUGGGACAGGAUGCGAUAGAUUUGACCCAGGUUCCUGGAAUAAUGCUUUUGGAAGACGAGGAUUACAAGUUGAUUCAAAAGAUACAGGAGAUACUUAACAAUGUUGAAGCGAAGAUGAAGAAUGCUUCGCAUCAUCCUGGUAAUUCUGGCAACGAGCCAUCAAGCCGUCUUCCAAGUUUGGUCGGUGGUGGUUUUGGGACGAAGAUCUUGUUCUCGACGGCCUAUCUUUUGGAUCAGGCUGCUGUUUGGCCUAGUGAGUAA
Paracoccidioides lutzii Pb01 is the source of this 3498-nucleotide messenger RNA. Its product is annotated as DNA binding regulatory protein AmdX. The transcript has 2 exons. Gene Ontology annotation, molecular function: RNA polymerase II cis-regulatory region sequence-specific DNA binding; zinc ion binding; DNA-binding transcription factor activity, RNA polymerase II-specific. Gene Ontology annotation, biological process: regulation of transcription by RNA polymerase II; DNA-templated transcription. The record is from RefSeq and is a predicted model, not a curated record. Bases 1 to 3498 code for a protein of 1165 amino acids. Gene Ontology annotation, cellular component: chromatin.